Molecule: messenger RNA, 2834 nt
Organism: Pectinophora gossypiella (pink bollworm)
Lineage: Eukaryota; Metazoa; Arthropoda; Insecta; Lepidoptera; Gelechiidae
Product: RNA-binding protein MEX3B
Exons: 2
Coding region: 123-1229 (368 amino acids)
Molecular function (GO): RNA binding
Source: RefSeq, a predicted model, not a curated record
GCCGCGCACAACUCGCACGCGUGUCCAUGAUCUCACGCGACAAAUAGACGAUCGAACAUUUUAUACCCAGUGACGAGAGGGCGACCUCUCCUUAAACCACCAAAAUAGCUUCACAAGUGGAGAUGCCUUCCAGCCUGUUCGGCGAGCUCGGCGGCGGCGGGCUGGUGGAGGAUCAGCGCGCGUUCCAGCUCGCGCUGGAGUUGAGCAUGCUGAGCUUGGGCGAGAGCCUGCCGCCGGCCACCUCGCUCAACAGCCCGCUGGGGUUCGCGCCGCCGCCCGACGACCGCGCCAAGAAGUCGCAGAACAUGACGGAGUGCGUGCCCGUGCCCUCCUCCGAACACGUCGCCGAGAUCGUCGGCCGGCAAGGCUGCAAGAUUAAAGCACUGCGUGCGAAGACCAACACGUACAUCAAGACGCCGGUGCGCGGCGAGGAGCCGGUGUUCGUGGUGACCGGCCGCAAGGAGGACGUGGCGCGUGCCAAGCGGGAGAUACUGUCAGCUGCUGAGCAUUUCUCGCAGAUCCGCGCCUCGCGCAAGUGUGGCGCCGCGCCCCCGCCGCCCGCCGGCGCGCCCGGCCACGUCACGGCGCAGGUGCGCGUGCCCUACCGCGUCGUGGGGCUCGUCGUCGGACCCAAAGGCGCCACCAUCAAGCGCAUCCAGCACACCACGCACACAUACAUCGUCACACCAUCCCGCGAGCGCGAGCCCGUGUUCGAGGUGACCGGCCUGCCCGAGAGUGUAGAAGCGGCUCGUAAGGAGAUCGAAGCGCACAUCGCGCUGCGCACAGGCGCCGCUGCAACACCAGGCACAACAGAGAGCGAGCCGCUGGCUACGCUGUAUCGCGCCGGGCUGGCGCAGCUGCUGCGGCCCGAGCAGGAGGCCGCCUUCUCGUCGGCUGGGUCGUGCUCAUCGGGUGGCUCGUCGGCGCGGCUCGGCGACCUGCUCGGCAUCUGGUCGUCGACGGAGCGCGACGAGGGGCUGGGCGAGUCGCCGUCGUUCGAGUCGCCAUCGACGGCGGGCGUGUGGGCGUGGGGCCCCACGCGGCCCUCGCCCGCGGCGUCCCCGGCCCGCGCCUGCGCCGUGUGCGGCGAGCGCGGCGUGGCGGCGGCGCUGGUGCCGUGCGGCCACAACCUGUUCUGCCUGGAGUGCGCCCAGCGGCUGGCGGCGGGCGCGGCGCCGUGCCCCGCGUGCCAGGCGCCCGCGCACCAGGCCAUCCGCAUCCUCUCGUAAGCGCCGCCGGCGCAGACUGCUGACCCCGUAGUUGUAUUUUCCCGCGGAGACGGAGGCGGCCGCCGCCCGACACCGGUGGAUCUUAUCGGACGUUUUUCUAGGGAUCGAUCUUUUUUACUUAAAUCGUUAUAAAAAUAUUAAAAAAAUAAACGCGUAAUCGAAAUCCUGGUGCCAAAAGUCGGCGCCUCGCCGGCACGGCCCGUCCGCCGCGCGCCGUACCUAUCGUAAGUCGGCAGAGUUAUUCACGAUAUAUUUUCUUAUUAUGAACGUUUUUUAUUAGGCGGCCGAGCGCCGCUCGCCGCCGCAGAGAGAGUCGAAGUACGUUAUGAUAGAAUUUCGAAAAAAACAUAAAAUUUAAAAAAAGUUGUAUAAUUAUUAUUAUUGACUAGCGUAAAUGAGAAAUCGAAAUUUAUAAAGCUUACCUAACGUAAUAGCGUAAAGUAUUAAGAUAUUAUUAUAAUGAUAUGAUAGGGAGGUGUUGGCGACGCGGGGAGCGUGUUUGUUGAGAGUGUAGCUAGAUGCGUCGCCGGCCGCCGCGCUGCGUGCCGCGUGCCCCGCGCUGCGCGCCCCGGUCGGCGCUAGGUAAUGUGUUGUUAGGUAAUCCGUUGGUUGUUGGCGUGAGUGUCGCGCCCCGCGCCCGCCUUGCUCACAAUAUUUUUGACUAUACGAUUAUUCGCUUAAAUGAUAUUAUACAUACGUACACACUAUGAUUAUGAUAAUAUUAAUAUAAUGUUUGUUUUAAGUGUGUUUUAAUGUUUAGAUUUUUAUUGUAAUGUUUUUAUGAAUGAUUUUUAUCUGUAUGAUUAUUAUUAUUGAUUAUUAUUUUAUGUGUUGAAGAUGUUUUUUUGUGAUUAGUGCCCGCGGGGCCGGGCUCGGUAGUAUAAAGUGAGGGCGUACAGUGUACGUUGGCCGCGCGCCGCGCGCCCGCCGCGCGGGGGCCGCGCGGGUGCCGAGCGGCUGCGGCUCUGCACGCGGCCGGUGCGCGGCCACAGCUCGGCACACCCAGCCCGCGCGGGACGAGGCUGCCGUAUGAUCGUUUAGUGUUAUGAUAUCGAAUAAUAAAUUUAAAAUAAUAAAUGAUUAAACAUAAAGAAAUAAUACGACUCAUUCAUUAUUAUAAACUAUAGUAGUCUGUAGCACGACAUUGACUAACCAUUACCUAUUGAUACUUAUUAAGUAUUAUUAUUAUAUUAUUGAAUAUGAAUAAAUUUAAAGAAUGCAUAAUUAUAUUUCAUAGGAAUCAUUAUUCUGUAUAACUCUAGUUAAAUGUAACGAUAAUGGGUAUGAUGUCUGUAUCGGCGGUUGUUGUUUGAGUUCACCGGGGGCCGGUUUUAUGGAUUGAUAUUUUUUUAUUUUUUUACCGUUAUUAGUUUUUGACUUACUCAUGUAAAGAUACGCGAGGAUAUAACUGCCUAUUAGAUUAUAUUUUAAAAAAUAAUGUUGCGUAAAAUCAGCCCCCGCAGUGCGUAGAUCCAGUGAUUUCGAUAAUUUUAUUUUCAUAAUAAAAUGGGUAGACGCUUUAGGUUCAAAUAACGUUGUGAAAAUUUGUGAAAUUUUGUAGACUACAUAUCUUAUUAUAAAUCUAAUAUAAACUAUAACUUUCGA